AUGAGUCGAUUUUUCGUUCCAUCAGACUCUCCAUCUCCAAACCAAACCUUAUCUACAGAAUAUUUAUACCCACGAUCAAAUUAUACCCAAUUAGCACAACAAACAAACCAAUUACCAAUAUUACCUAAACCUCGAAGAAUAGUAAAAAAAAGAGAAAAUGGAGAAUUUUUAAAGUCUUCUUCUUAUGUCGAAUCUUCACAUUAUAUUAGUUCAUCAACAAAACCUAAACCAAAAAAUGAAUGGCUUCAACCUGUAAUUUCUAAAACCCCACCAGAAAAAGUUUUAAUACAUCAAAAUCGACAUGCACUUUCUUCUUCUACUUCUCCAGAUGAAAUACAAAAACAACAUGAUACUGGAUUAAAACCUCACACAGUCUUCACUCAGUCUGAUGAAAUUCAUUCAGUUCUUCCAUCUUCUAAACAAACAAAACCAAAUUCAACUUCUUCUUCUACUAUUGUUUUAGCAUCACCUCCUCCAAAAUUCUUUGCAUUAAAAAAUAGAGGAAUAACAAAAAUAAAAGAACAAAAUUUAAUUGCUCCAGGUGUUUCAGUUAAUAGUCAAAAAUUACAAAAACCUCAAACCACUCCAUCAGUGGUUUUAUCCGGUGAAACGAAACAACAAAUCGCUAUGUUCAGUGAAAGAAAAAGAUUACAACGUGUUGGAUCCACUUUAAAUUUAGAUCGUAAAAGAAAGUAUAUUACAUGGAGAGCAAAAGAAGGAAAUUCUAUUAUUCAAAUGCCACAACUUGUCUUUAAACAACCAAUACAACAAACAGAAGAAAUAAAGCAAGAAGAAACAUAUCCAAAUGAUUUAGAACCGUUAAAAGAUACUAAAGUUAAUAACUUUUCUUUAAAGGUAUCAUCUCAGUCUAUUGCUGUAUUAGUAAUGGAAACUCAUUGCUAA
Messenger RNA from Entamoeba dispar SAW760, 903 nucleotides. RefSeq lists its product as uncharacterized. NCBI's taxonomy places the organism in Eukaryota, Evosea, Mastigamoebida, Endamoebidae. The transcript has a single exon. The coding region runs from base 1 to 903 and encodes 300 amino acids. The record is from RefSeq and is a predicted model, not a curated record.